Messenger RNA from Closterium sp. NIES-65, 1164 nucleotides. NCBI's taxonomy places the organism in Eukaryota, Viridiplantae, Streptophyta, Zygnematophyceae, Desmidiales, Closteriaceae. The record is from the annotation of a GenBank genome assembly.
AUGACAAACGGCAACAUUAGCGCCCAUGGCUCUGCCACACCGGCAGAUGCUACCACUCCAACAGCCUCUACUCCCGCAUCUGUCGCUGCACCGAUCCGCGCACCCGCACCUCAGCGGCGUCGGCGUGCUGCCGUUGAUCCGGCCGCUUCGUGGCGCCUUGGAGUUAUCGACCUGGACGAUAUCGUGGCGCGUGUGCCAAACGGGAACACUCCUCUAGGUGCUGACGACGACACCCUCGCGUACUUCGACGCAGACGAAAUCGACUGCCAUGGCGAAGACGGCGCCGACGACGACGCCGAUGCAGCGACGCCCAUCGACAAAAAAGGGUGGGAGCCGGCGGAAGUCAUGCAGCUGGCGUGGAUCCGCCACGACUUCGACGAGCAAUAUCGGAAUCUGUGCCGCCUGCAAGGCCAGAACCGAGACGUCAUGCUCUACGAGCAAGUCUGUCUUCGUCACCCCGGAUGGCGCCAUGGUCUCGCAGCCACGAAAGCCAAGGUUUUCCGUAUGGAGGCUCAGUGGCGGAAGGUGUCGGAUUUAUUGCUAAAACCUUCAGGGAAGGGGAAGCCCCCUAAAAUGCCUAUUUUCUAUGACAUAUUCGACAGGUUCCUAGGGGAUCAUGUGGCGUCUCCUACCACCGCAUCAGCGGUGUCUGCAGGGCCCGAUGGCGUAGCGGCAUCAGCAAGCCGAGCGCAGUCGGCUCGUCGCUCACCCAAUCCCCGCCGAGUGACGGCUUCGCCUGGUCACUCUCCUUCGCGCCAGCCAUUUUCGUCUCCGUCUACGUCUGCGCUUGCGCCGGACGUGUCCCCCGCCGCUGCCACCGCCAUUGCAUCUCCAUCCCGUUCACACGUCGUCGGCGCGAACGCGGGCGUUGCGCUCCGUGGCCGCGGUGUCUCCCGCCGGCCUGGGCCUGCGGCUGCCGAAGAGGAACAUUCGGGCAACGACACAAUGGGAGGUGGUGUUGGUAACCACAUGAAGUCAAGUGAUUCAGUGCUGUGUGCUGAAAUAGCGGGGAUAAUUGCGCAAUCGGUAAAAGGGGCUAUGCGGGACCAAUUUGAUGAGUUUUUAGAACGUACCCAAGAGAUGGUUGAGAGAGCUCAGGAUGCCCGAGCCUCCAGGAAGCGUAGAAGUACGCCGCCAGGCGAGAUCGAUGACGAGUUGGAGUAA